AUGGCGAAACUCAAGGCACAUGAAGAACUCUCCACUAAUGCGAAUACUAUCAAAGCUCGCAACUGCGUCUCCAACCUUACUGAAGAUGAGAAGGCUGUUCACUUAGCACUCAAGGCUGACCAUGCUGAUCUGAGCUACUACUUAAAGAAGUUAUAUAAGUCUGCAAAGUACAAGACACGUCUACAGAAUGAAUUGAAGGUUGAGCGUAUUUGUGUUCGGACUGAGAAGGGUACCCAUGCAUCUUGCAUUGUGAAUCAGAAAGUCAAGAAUAUUAGCGCCUCUUCUUCUCCACAAGCCCCACCAUCUACUCCGCCCAAACAACUUCUGUCUGAGCUUGCUGCAUUUGAGGCGCGAGAUAUUUUAAAUGACGAGGCUGUUCUACCAGAUGAGCUUUCCGAUGAAGAGAUCACUAGCACCCAGGCUCUCUUAACUCAAGCGCACAUUGAUGCCCAUGAAGAGUCCAAUUUCCGCAAGUGGCAACAUUUCUGGGAUAGCUGUAUCCACUCAUAUACGAGAAAGGCUGGAAAGCUGAGAAAGAAGCCUGAGCGUCUCUUUGAGUAUAUGCCGUGGAUUGAUGUAGAGGAAGGCUUCAAAGAGGCGUUCUUACUUGUCUACUCUAAGAAGUUUGAUAAGGAAAAGUGGGCUAAGGUAUCAGCUGCACAGGAUAUGUUGUUCCUGGAGCUAGAGUAG
Molecule: messenger RNA, 690 nt
Organism: Pseudogymnoascus destructans
Lineage: Eukaryota; Fungi; Ascomycota; Leotiomycetes; Thelebolales; Thelebolaceae
Exons: 6
Coding region: 1-690 (229 amino acids)
Source: RefSeq, a predicted model, not a curated record